CAACUCUCAGCAAGAUCAAUGGACACCUGAGUGGCUAAGGCAGCAGAUUCUGCAGGAGGACUUCCGCAGACGCCAUGUGGGAGGCGGUGCUGCCACUAAGACUGCUGAGGGGUAUGGAGCUGCAGGGCGCGGCAGAGGAAGAGGGGGUUGGAAAGGCCGAGGCCGUGGGAGAAGCUUUGGCAGAGGUAGAGGCCGAGGUGACUAUAAUGAGGGGCAUGGGAGCUCCAGUGGCAGGGGGAGUACCAGAAUGGAGGGCACCUGCUGCAGCAACGGCAGCAGUGGCAAAGGCAACAGCAGGAGGAGAUGCAACUGCACCAACUGAUGGGGUGCUGGAAGCAGUCAAGAAAGUGCAGAAGCAGCAGACACAUGGUGAGGAGAAAAGGGGGAAGUUGGAGGCUUCUGGAAGAUGGGGUGUGCACUUGGGGAUUGCAAAGGAUCACAAGGGGUGGCUGCUAUGGGACUUGACCACCCAGAAGUUGACACUGUCAAGGGAUGUGAAGUUUCUUGAGUCCCUGUACUACAAGGAAUGGAAGCAGCAGCAACAGAAGCUUCCAUCUACACCGCUCAUUGUGGAGGCAGAUGAGGUGCAGCAGCCUUCAAGACAGGUGGAGGUUGCAGUGUCAGAGGAGGAGAUGUCUGGGGUGACUGAGGAAGGGGGAGCAGCUGAAGUAGAGCAGCAGCAGCAGCAGCAGCAUGAGUCUCCAUCUCGAGUUCCACACCCGCCUGAGCGACCUAGGAGGGAUGUGCGCCCUCCGGUGAGGCUGACCUAUGGGGGAAGAGGCAAGCCAAAUGUGGUGCAGGCUGGGAGUGUGGUUGAGCAGAUUGAGGAAGAUGAGAUCGCUCACUGCUACUGGGCACCAAUCCCUGAGCCCAAGACUCGAGAGGAGGCCUUGAAUGGACCAAAUGGGGAGAAGUGGAAGGCGAGUGAGGAUGAGGAGUUCGGGUCCCUGAUUGAAAACGAGACAUGGGACCUGUGUGACUUGCCUCCUGGAAAGAAGGCAAUCACUUCCAAGAUGAUCUACAGGCACAAGUAUGGACCUGAAGGGGAGCUGACCCGCUACAAGUCUAGGCUUGUGGCACGGGGGUUUCAGCAGACAAAGGGGAAGGACUAUGAUGAGGUGUUUGCUCCUGUGGGGAAAGGAACAACACUGAGGGUGCUGUUAGCGAUAGCUGCACUCCUGGGAUGGAAGAUACGGCAGAUGGACAUUGUGACAAUGAGUCCGCUGUGAAGCUCGCCAAGAAUGCUUGUCUGCAUGGGCUGACAAAACACAUAAGG
Messenger RNA from Closterium sp. NIES-67, 1276 nucleotides. The record is from the annotation of a GenBank genome assembly. Lineage: Eukaryota; Viridiplantae; Streptophyta; Zygnematophyceae; Desmidiales; Closteriaceae.